CAAAGAGAAGAACAAUCGUUCUUGUUUCGGAAGAUCGGGCCAUGAUCAAAACCGAAAAGGUUUUACAUCUGAAAAGCUCAAAGGGCAGAAAGGUUCGUGUGGUCCGAGAGCACUACGUGAGGGAACAGGUACCAUGUGGGAGCUCAAUCUGUCCUGCAGGCUGUCCGAACAAUGGAAAGUUGCUGUCCAGCGAUGUGACCCACUAUGUGGUUCCGGAUGUGGGAGUGGUUCGGGAUUUCCUGGAGAUUCUGGAGUUCAGGGAGCUGCAGGGGGUCGUGUUCACCCAGACUGCCUACCAGAUUGUUCAGCACACCCGUGGACGCAGGCACUAUAAUAGACUGCGUGCUCUAUUGAAAGACCCUCGCCAUGAUUGUGUGCUGUUUGCCAAUGAGUUUCAGCAGGACUGCUACUGCCCCAGAGACAAGGGCGAGUCUCAGGACAAAUGGCAUACAAGAUGUGUGUACCAUGCAGCAGUUUGGUAUUUUAACCAUCUCGCUGGACUUAGGCCGGUGGUAAUGCUUACGGAAGACUGCGACGCGAUAUCAGAAUGCAGUGCCUUAAACAGUGGAGUGUAUGUCAUCUCAACUCAGGAGUACCUGAAAAGUUUCUGGCCAGACCUGCAGGCAGCCCAAGAUCUGUAUAACUCCAUUGCUCAGACCCUGCAAGAGCGAGAGAGUGAAGGAGUAGAGAAAGUGUACACUGAACACCUGCCUGCGGAGGUGCUGGAGGCUGGUAUUAAAUCUGGCAGGUACAUCCAGGGCAAUCUCAGUGUGAACAAACAUCGAGCACAGCAUGAAGCUUUUGUCCGUUAUGAGGGCUCUACUAGCAAGAAUACAGAGCUAAACAGUGAUGUGCUGAUCAACGGAAUGAAGCAUCGUAACCGUGCGGUCCAUGGAGAUGUGGUCGUCAUAGAACUGUUGCCACGUAACGAGUGGAAGGGCCGGACCAUGGCACUAACAGAGGGUCAGGGGGAGGAGCGGUCACAGGAGGACACACAGAGCCAGCCCAUGCCCACAGGCAGAGUGGUGGGUGUUCUGCAGAGGAACUGGAGAGAGUACGUAGUGAGCUUUCCUCCUCUUGAGGAGGUGCAGUCCCAGAGCCGAAAUUCACAGAAGAUUCUGGUUGUGCCCUGGGACUACCGCAUCCCGAAAAUCCGCAUCAGCACACAGCAGGCUGAGGCACUGCAGGACCACAGGAUUAUUGUGCGUCUGGAUUCAUGGGAGAGUACUUCUGUCUACCCAAAUGGCCACUGUGUGAGAGUCCUGGGGAAGGCAGGAGAACUGGAGACUGAAAUUCAGACCAUCCUAAUGGAGAACUGCAUCCAUGUACCACCAUUCUCAGAGGCACAGUUGCGAGAGAUGCCAGUUAACACAGAGGAGAACCCGUGGCAGAUGGACAGCAGUGAGGUGUCCUCUCGGCGGGACCUCAGGGACACUCACCUGGUGUUCAGUAUCGAUCCUAAGGGCUGUGAGGAUGUGGAUGACACCUUAUCUGUACGGCCUCUGCCUGGGAAUCGACUAGAGCUGGGUGUCCACAUUGCUGACGUCACUCAUUUUGUCAGAGAAGGCUGUCUUACAGACCUAGAGGCACGCUCCAGAGCAACCACAUACUACUUGGCUGACCGCAGAUAUGACAUGCUGCCAUCAGUACUGAGUGCUGACCUGUGCUCUCUCCUUGGAGGAGUGGACCGAUAUGCCAUAAGUGUGCUGUGGGAGCUUGAUGCUGAAUCUCUGGAUGUGUGUAUGGUCUGGUACGGCCGCACUAUUAUCCGCUCGUCUUAUCAGCUUCACUAUGAGCUGGCUCAGAGCCUGCUGAACGGGGAAGAGGUUGAAGUGCCUGAACUAGCCCAGCUCAAGGGCUCUCAGCGGGACCUGAAACUGGCCGAGCUCCUGCAGGCCCUGGAGACCCUGACCAGGGUUGCCAGACACCUCCGGGCACAGAGGGAUAAGGGUGGUGCUCUGGAGUUGGAAGGGGUGGAGGUGAGGGCUCAGCUGGAUGAGGAGAAGAACAUCACAGCCCUGGUCCCCAAACAGCCUCUGGAGGUUCAUGAGACUGUGGCAGAGUGUAUGAUCUAUGCCAACCACUGGGUGGCACGCAAGAUACAGAAGAGCUUUCCACACCAAGCACUUCUGCGCCAUCACCCACCUCCCAAACAGGAGUUCUUCAGUCACUUAAUUGAGAGUGCCAAGGCCCGUGGCUUCAGUAUUGAUACAAGGUCAAACAGGGCUCUGGCUGAUUCUCUGGAACGGUCUGUGGAUCCUCAGGACCCCCUGGUAAACAGGUUGUUGAGAAUGAUGGCCACCCAGGCCAUGUCUAAUGCCCUUUACUUCUCUACAGGAGCCUGUGCAGAGGAGCAGUACUAUCACUAUGGUCUUGCUCUGGAUCGAUACACUCACUUUACCUCUCCAAUCAGACGCUAUGCUGAUGUAAUAGUUCACCGGCUCCUUAUUGCUGCCAUUCAGCUGGAGAAGGAAGAGUCACAAAUCAAGGCCUUGGCCAGUAACAAAGAACUUGAGGAGCUGGCUCAACAUAUCAACAAUAAAAACAGGGCAGCGCAGCAUGCACAGACGCAGUCCACAGAGCUCUUCCAGUGCCUCUAUUUCCGAGACAAAGAUCCACAAAAAGAUGAACGUUGUGUGGCAGACGGUGUGAUCUAUGCUGUCAGAGCUAAUGGCUUUCUCGUCUUCAUACCACAGUAUGGUUUGAAGGGAGCAGUGUACCUCAAGGAUCGGGAGGGCAAGGUGGUCAGUGUCGGUGGAGAUGGAAGGUGCGAGUGGCAGGCUGGGACUUUGCAGAGAUACCAUGAUAGGAUCAACACUUGCACCAGCACUGGAACUCACACCUUUUACCUCUUUGACCAUGUCACAGUCCGUAUCUCUGUUGAACCCUCCCGCUGCCAUGCCGACAGCUUGUCUCUGGAACUUAUCAGCAACAAGCCCCAUUGCACUGUGCAACACGAGUCACAGCCAGCUGGUCGCGGUCGGACUGAGCUGGUUCAGGAAGUAGUGCGCUGGGCAGAGGAGGCCUCACUCCAGGCAGAGGAAGAGAAGGCAAGGAAGCCUAAACUGAGCAGGGAGGAGAGGCAGUUCAGACAAAGCAAAACGCCAAACCUCUAUGCACUUCUGCAGGAGAUCAGUGAGCUUUCUCUGCUGGAUCAGUCUGCUUGCCACAUCAGAAAUGCAGAGGCACAGACUUGUGCUACAUCAUCUUAGUUUUAUUGUGCUGUAAAAUUCACUAGACAUAAUAGGGAUAGUAUAAUAAGUGCUAGAUUAAAGCCAUGGAAACUCCAUUGAAAAGUGUUCACAUGGAAAAAUCCCUCUCUCAACAAACCUGAUGGAACUUUUAGUAAAUUAGUCAGGUACUCUGCCUAUCCAUUUCCUAUUAAGUCAGUGGUUUUAUAACUGUGAAGUUAUAAAACUUCAUCUCUCAUCAUUUACACUCAUGCCAUCCCAGAUGUGCAUGACUUUCUUUCUUCUGCUGAACACAAAUGAAGAUUUUUAGAAGAAUUUCUCAGCUGUUUUGGUCCAUAUAAUGCAUGGACCAAAUGGGUGUCAGAAAUUUGAAGCUCCAAAAUCCCAAUAAGGGCAAUGUAAAAGUACUCCAGAUGACUCAAGUGGAUUAAUUAAUGUCCUCUGAAGUGAUAUGAUAGGUGUGGGUGAGAAACAGAUCAAUAUUUUAUUUAUUUCUUUACUAUAAAUUCUCCUCAAUCCUCAGUUACUCUCCACUUUAGUUUCACUUUCCCAUUCUUCUUCUUAUGUCUUUGAUUCACAUUCUUCCUGCAUUCUCAAUUUUUUAUUUCUCACCUACACCUAUCAUAUCGCUUCUGAAGAUAUGAAUUAAAACACUGGAGUCAUAUGGAUUACUUUUGUGCUCCCUUUGUGGAAUUUGGAGCUUCAAAAUGUUGGCACCCAUUCACUUGCAUUGUGAGGACCUACAGAGCUAAAAUAUACUUCUAAAAAUCUUAAUUUCUGUUCUGCAUCAAUUCUCUCAAAUCAUUAGAGAAUUUUUAUUUUUGGGUGAACUGUCCCUUUAAGAAAGCUUUUAAUUCCUCCCUAACAUAAAAAGGAAUGAGAGAAAAUGAAGCAAAACAAUAUUGAGUGUCUAACCUAUAUAUCUUUUUUUUAAGUGGAUUUAUAGAUCUCCUAGAUGCUUGCUUUAUUUAUGAUAAUGCUUUCCAUUUUGAUCAUGUAAAAACUUAUUAGAAAACUUUUUUUAGAAAUAAAAUGUAUUUUAUUAUAUGCAUCACAAAUAUUUUUAUGGUUCAGAUUUUUUCUUCACAUUACGACACAUUAAUUUACUGAUUAAUUGGUGCUGAUAGUUGCAUAUUUUUAUUUUCACUUUAAUUCCACAUCAGGUGAAAAAUCUAUACAAAAAUACAUUUACAUAACUCUUCAUCUGGUGAAUAUAUAGUAAAAACUUGCAUAUAGAACAUUUCAAAAUAAAGGUCACUGGUGUAUUUUAGGCUUGUUUAUGGUUAAAAGUCCUGUGCUAUGCACCAAAUCUUAAUUUUCUGGUUACUGUUGGGAUUCUGGUUACACAAACUGCAUUUGGGAUUUUAGUCAUUUUGGACUUUUGUAGCCUCAAUGUCUGUGAAUGACUUUGUAAGAAAAGACUAAGAUUUUGUCUUUUCCACCACUUUAGUUAUCAGUAUCGGCAAAAUCCACUAUGGGCCGACCUCUACUACAGAUAAACUGCACUUGAAUAACAUCAUACAGGGUUAACUACAUGAACACUUUAUUUAGAAUAUCAAAACAUAAAAUUGACACUGACCUAGAAGUGUCAUGAACAUGGAUAAAAUUACCAGAACAGCGGAAUGAGAUGACAAACUGACUUAAUUUUCAAAGUAACUUAUUGGGCCAACUUCAAACGCUCUCUUUGCAAUACAUUUGCCUUGCGUCGGCAAUGUCUUUAAGUUUGGACAUUAUGAUAAAACUCCAGCCAGCAAAGACAAAUGAGAGUGGUUAAUAUGAUGAAGGAAAUAAAGAAACUAUUUUGAAAU
Messenger RNA from Myxocyprinus asiaticus (Chinese sucker), 4999 nucleotides. RefSeq names its product DIS3-like exonuclease 1. Lineage: Eukaryota; Metazoa; Chordata; Actinopteri; Cypriniformes; Catostomidae. The record is from RefSeq and is a predicted model, not a curated record. Gene Ontology annotation, biological process: rRNA catabolic process. Bases 42 to 3212 code for a protein of 1056 amino acids. Gene Ontology annotation, molecular function: RNA binding; 3'-5'-RNA exonuclease activity. The transcript has 17 exons. Gene Ontology annotation, cellular component: cytoplasmic exosome (RNase complex).